AUCAGUACGGAAUUUGAAACAUGAUCGCAGUAAAGCUUUUUUUCGGCCUUCAACUAGUGUUCCUGAAUCAUGUAGUCUUUUCCGACUAUAUAUUGGAAUCGACAAGUUUACCAGAGGUUCGAUUUAGACCGCCGAUAGGGAAUGGUCACAUAGCAACAAAUGUUCUGUCUGAUACUGUAUACAUGAACGGGAUGUAUAACGGCAGAGAAGACCUCAGUAGUCGAGCACGAAUACCGUCUUACGUUGCCAUUGAUGUCAAUAUAAGCAGUGAUGAUGUCUUACAACGAGCGUAUGUUUUAAACAUGAGAAACGGCAUUUUCUAUCAAACGAUCAGAACGGAACUUCUUAACAUAACGGUAACGUACUUCGCCCAUCGAAAUCAGACAAGAAUAAUGGCAACUCGAGUUGAAAUACAGAGGAGAAAUACCACAAAUAAGAAAGAAAUUAACUUACAUCUUCAGACAAACAAGGGCAGUGAGUCGGCUGAUUUUGACGGAACAAUUACUCGUCUUGACCAAGUUCCUGGUCUUCGCCAGCCUGUUUGGCACUACUCGGGCGUUACGAGAGACCCCGAAACACGUGAUCUACUGGCGACCCCUCUGCACGUUUAUUACUCGGACAUUCCGGCGUUCUUGUCUCUCCCUUCCAAUCAGGACAGCCUAACAGUCACAUUUGCUGCUUCCUACAGUACGGACAAAGACGAUGCUCUGAACCAUUUUACUGAAGCUUUUAAAGGAGAUGAACACCUAAAAGCCUCUCAUAUAAAGGCUUGGAAUGACUUGUGGGAUGAAGGCAGGGUAGAUAUAAACGGGGAUGAAAGUCUUGCUCUGGACAUUGCCGCCGCUCAGUACAAUAUUCUGUGUUCCCUGCCCUCGCACGACGAUCCUAUCACUCCAUUCUAUGGACUUGGACCAGGAGGCUUGUCUCGUGGUGGUCUGUAUUUCCCCAACAGACCAGGAGGUCCAAAAAACGACUACGCCGGUCAUGUGUUUUGGGAUAUGGACACGUGGAUAAUGCCUCCAAUAAUGAUUUUUCAUCCCGACAUGGCACCACGUAUGAUUGGGGCUAGGACACGUGUCAUGGAACAAGUACGGCAAAAUGCUCGGUCGAACGGAUACAAGGGUGUUCAAUUCCCCUGGGAACAGGCUGCAACCGGUAUUGAAGCAACCCCGAAAUGGGCGGGAAAUAAUUCUCACUACGAAAUCCACAUCACCGCCGACAUAGCGUACAGUCUCAGACAGUAUCUUUACGCUAGUAACAACAUCGACAUCGUUCUCGAGGGAAAAGUGUUGGAACUUGCCAUAGAAAUUGCAAGGUUCUGGCAGAGCCGAGUUAAAGACUUUGGAGACAGGGUGGAAAUUUUAGGAGUUAUGGGCCCUGAUGAAUAUCACCAAAAUGUGAACAACUCAGUGUUUACCAACUACAAUGCUAAACUCAGUCUGACACUGCCGCAAUGGAUUGUAGGUCAUUUCAACUUAAAGGUAAACGAUUCGCUGACUAAGGAAUUUGUCAGAUUUAACGACACAGCAGACAGAAUGUUGCUGUUAUUCGAUGAAAACCGACAGUUCCAUCCACAAUAUGAAAAUUACAAUCUUUCAAUUCCAAUAAAACAAUCGGAUGUUGUGUUACUUGGAUACCCUCUUAUGAUGUCUAUGACCCCAGAUGUUCGCCACAACGACUUACUUUUGUAUGAACAGAUAACAGAUCGACAAGGGCCCGAUACGGGCACAUGGUCUAUGCACACUGUUGGCUGGCUGGAAGUUGGGAAUGAGACCAGGGCAUACAACAGUUUCAAAAUGAUGUUCAGGAACAUCAACGAACCUUUCAAGGUAUUUAGUGAAAACCCAGUGAAUGGUUCCCGAAAUGGCGGGUGUGUCAACUUCAUAACCGGUGCAGGAGGUCUCUUUCAAGCGAUUGUUUUCGGAUAUGGCGGACUCCGGUUGCAAGAAGACCGCCUGGAGAUUAACCCUUUCACAAUACCGGGCACAACUGGUUGGGCUCUAAGAGGAAUUCAUUAUAGAAGCAUUGUAUUUGACCUCGAGGUUGACAGUAAUGAUAUGGUGAUUAAUUUGAGAAAGUUACCAAAGGGAAUGAAAUUAUCCGUUGAGUUAUCAAACGAACGAGGGUCAGAAUUUAAUCGUUUGGAUUCAAGAAGGUUUAAACGUCAACAUGCACGUCUGCAACUACAGGACUAUUUUGAGCAAACCAAGACUGUUGAACACACAACCCAAAAGGCAAGAGCCGAAUCCUUUUCUGGAUCCCAAUGGUCUUCCCUAUUCAUCCUGUCAUUAAUUAUAUUUGACAAGCUAAGCUGCUAUUUCGCAAACUGUACACCCAAUGUAUAAAGUAUUUUCCUGUGAAAGACUGAAUAAACUUCGAGUUUCUACAUGAUGUAUCGUUAAUAAGCAACGCAGAUUUAUAGAGUAUAAUUGUUUGUUUCAAAUUCAGAUCUCAAUUUAUUUAUCGAGAAAAAAAAUCAGAAACAAUAUCCCACGAUUGGCGUGGCCACGGGAGAAAUAUGUUAUUUGGUGUUCAUGAGGUGGGAUUCAUUACGAUCUUACAAAAAAACAAACUUAUUUGUUAUGAUGUUAUUACAUGCCUAAAAUAUAUUAAAUAACGGAAAAUAAAGCGCUCAUAUUUGUUAGCGAAAUAAACGUAGUUAGUAA
This is a messenger RNA of Mya arenaria, 2666 nucleotides long. Its product is annotated as protein-glucosylgalactosylhydroxylysine glucosidase-like. Bases 21 to 2345 code for a protein of 774 amino acids. The transcript has 13 exons. The record is from RefSeq and is a predicted model, not a curated record. Gene Ontology annotation, molecular function: catalytic activity. NCBI's taxonomy places the organism in Eukaryota, Metazoa, Mollusca, Bivalvia, Myida, Myidae. Gene Ontology annotation, biological process: carbohydrate metabolic process.